AUGUACUUGGGGAGAUAUCCUUUAUUCUAUCGCAUGUCUGCGCCAUCCUCUCCGCCUCCCAGCUUGGGUAAUCAAACGCGCUGGACCAUCACGGGCGAAGAAACGGAAAAGCGAGCAGAUCGAGCAGAUAUAGCAGACGUCGAUGUACAUCCAACUUCGGCAGAGGCUAAACGUGAAUUGCCUACAACCACUGGAACUGUUGCGGAUCCUGCUGCGAACUCGCACGAACCAGCUAGAGACUCCAAUGAGCGAAUAAGUAGUAAAUCCAUCGCAAAAUACUAUAUAGACGUGCUCUCCGCGGAACUUGAAGAGCCUAACCAAGAGGAAGACGAUACAACGAGCCCUCUAUCUUCAUUCCAUCAUACUCUAUUUAAUUCUUUCCAGUUGGGCCUCGACCCUGACAAUUUGGAGUUAGAUACUUCUGUAGAAGACGAGAAGAUGACUGGUAUGGACGAUGAAAUAUCCGACCAGACAGAUCUACUGUCUUCGGUUACCAAUAUCGAAUAUGAAUGUGGCCUGGAAGUCGAUAACUCCAAAAGUCACUCCCGCUGUUCUUCUGUGAGCCCCGAUAUUGGAUUUCGACCUACUACCACAGAAUCAUCCAAAUCGGGCGGGAUAUAUCACGUCCCGAAGUCCAGGGCUCGCCGGUUCCGGCGUAUAAAAAUUAGGCAAUAA
Molecule: messenger RNA, 675 nt
Organism: Annulohypoxylon truncatum
Lineage: Eukaryota; Fungi; Ascomycota; Sordariomycetes; Xylariales; Hypoxylaceae
Exons: 2
Coding region: 1-675 (224 amino acids)
Source: RefSeq, a predicted model, not a curated record